This is a messenger RNA of Dunckerocampus dactyliophorus (ringed pipefish), 3161 nucleotides long. RefSeq names its product zinc finger protein 771-like. The record is from RefSeq and is a predicted model, not a curated record. The transcript is spliced from 2 exons. Lineage: Eukaryota; Metazoa; Chordata; Actinopteri; Syngnathiformes; Syngnathidae. Bases 290 to 1561 code for a protein of 423 amino acids.
CUUUGCAAUUACAGUAUACAGUACUGUAUUUCGGGUAGCCUUCGGAGAAAAACACAACGGAUAAAUAUUACAAAUCAGUAAUGUGAACGACGCAGAGAUUAAGUGACAGAGGGAGGCAGUUUUAUUCAUGCCAGUGUUACAUCAGGAUAAACUCAUCUCAGUGAAGUGCGACGCUUCUCAAGCUAGCUUAGCUUGCUAGCGGUAACAAAGACACCCGGAAGUUAUCAUCAAUACGUCGCUAAGGCUAAAUCAAUACGUCUAGUCUGACAAGUGUUGUGAUUGUGUGAAAAUGUGUAAAAUACAAAUGCUGAGAGCGUUGGUGAAUCAGCGACUAACUGUGGCUGUUGAAGAAAUAUUUGGAGUGUUAGAAAGAACGAUAGCAGAGUACGAGGAGGAACUUUGUCGAACAAAAGAGGAGAACGAGCGACAACGUCGACUACUGGACGCUGUUUUCAAGAAGCCCCAAGUUUCGUUACACAGAGCAGGCAUCAGUGAUGAACAUCUUUCCCCUGAGCAGCAGGAGUGGAACUCCAGGAUGGAGCAGGAGGAAGCACAACUCCCCCACAUUAAAGAGGAAGAGGAGGAGCAAUGGCGCCCUCAAAUUAAAGAGGAAGAGGAGGAGCCACAGCGCCCUCAUAUCAAAGAGGAAGAGGGGGAUCACAGCAUCAGUCAGGAGGGAGAUCAUCUUGAAGGACUGGAGGAGUUCCCAGUGAUUGGUGUCCCUUUGAAGAGUGAAGAUGAUGAAGGCAAAGGUCAAAGUGAGGAGAAGAGAGAGGUGGAGCCUCCAAGCAGCAGCUCCACUCAUCACAUGACAACAGAAGCUGAUGGAGACCACUGUGGAGGAUCACAAGCAGACAACCUCUUAGCUCCACUAUCAGAUAGUGACGACAUAACGUCACACUCUCCUGACACUGAUGAUGAAGACUCUGAAGCUGAUAUGACAUGUCACACUGACAACACACGCUGGAAAUGCUCUCAGUGUGAUAAAACUUUUGUUCACAAGGGAAAUCUGAACAGACACAUGAGACAUCACACAGGAGAGAAACCUUUCACCUGCUCAGUUUGUGGUAAAAUAUUCUCUCAGUGGUCAAAUUUGAAAGAACACACAAGAGUACACACAAGAAAGAAAACUUUCACCUGCUCAGUUUGUGGAAAAAGAUUAUCUCGGCGGUCACACUUGAACGUACACACAAGAAUACACACUGGCGAGAAACCAUUCGCCUGCUCAGUUUGCGGUAAAAGAUUCUCUCAGCAAUCAAACUUGAAAGCACACACAAGAAUACACACAGGAGAGAAACCUUUCACCUGCUCAGUUUGUGGUAAACGAUUCUUUUGGCAGUCACAUUUGAAAGUACACAUGAGAAUACACACUGGAGAGAAACCUUUUCCUUGCUCGGUGUGUGGUAAAAAAUUCUCACAAAAAACUGAUUUAAAUAAACACACUAGAAUACACACUGGGGAGAAACCUUUUCCUUGCGCAGUGUGUGAUAAAACAUUCUACCUUAAAGGUGAGUUAAAAAGACACACAAAACUACACGCUGGAGAGAAACCUUUUUCCUGAGCAGUUUGUGGUAAAAGUCCCACACUGACGAGUAACUUCAAAACUUUUUUUGAGGAUGCAUCCAUCUGGAUUUCAAAGAACACAAAAAGGGACGUACUAAUAAGCAAGAGAGUAUUACCUUUGUUUUUUUUUUUUUAAUAAUGACUUCUCAUGUUGCAAACAGACAUUAUGAUGAAACGUCCGCAAUGUUUGUUUCAUCUCUCACAGGUAUGAACUUGGACUGUCAAAUGUAACGUGUGAACAGCGCUAACUAAAAUAUUUCAAUCAGGGGUGCCACCAGGGAUUCUGAGAGCAACUGAGAACGAGAUUGUUUCAUGGAUAUAUUUGAAAAAUAUCUCAACCCAAAUCAUAUUUUAAUUUAUACCUAUUUUUUGACAGGGGCCCUUUGAAAUGUUCUCAAAGUGACAAAACUUUUGCCAAGAAGGGAACUCUGAAAAGACACAUGACACGGCAGAGAAACCGUUCGCCUGCUCAGUUUGUGACAAAAGAUUCUCUCAGCGGUCACAUUUGAAAGGUCACAGUAGAAGUGGGAAAUCUUUUCGUUGCUCAGUGUGUGGUAAAACAUUUUCUCGAAAUGCUGAUUUAAAAAUACACAAAAAUAUUUAAAUAUAUGCAUGCAGUUUUUGGUAAAAUAUUCAUUCAGAAAUCUCACUUCAAAAGACACAAGGAUAAACUUAGGAGAGAAACCUCUCCCUUGCACAGUGUGUGGCAAAAGAUAUUCUCAAAAAUGUGAUUUAAAAACACAAGAAUACACACUGGAGUGAAACCCUUUCCUUGCUCGGUGUAUGGUCAGAUAUUCUUAAUGAAAUGUUGCUGAAAAAAAAACAGGAAUACACACUGGAGAGAAACCCUUUCCUUGUACGGUGUGUGUGGUAAAAGAUUUUCUCAAAAAGGUGAUUUAAGAACAAAAAUCCAUACUGGAUAGAAACCUUUUUGUCAAAAAUGUAUUUUAAAUAGACACACAGGAUGGGAACCAUUGCCCGGUACCUGAGAAUCAGUACGUGCUUAUGUGGUAAUAAAUGUUAAUUACUUUUAAUUAAUUUGAAUUACUUUUUUCAAUUUAAGAUAUGUAUCUCUUGAUAUAUAAUCUUUACCAAAUGUGUCAAAACAAUGUCCAACUGUUAAUAGUGUAACUUUGUACUUGUUUCCCUUCACUACAAUUCAAACCCAGCUCAACGCACUCCUAUUCCUGUCCGUUCCUCUCUGGAAAAAUUGUGUGAUGGGUUAAUCUGGAAGGCAAAUAGGUUUAAAACAAAGGGGUGAUUGUGGUCAUGGUAUGGCUGUGUGUGUGUGUGUGUGUCGAAGAAGAUGAAGCCGACACGCGACUGUCAGUGAACUAAACCCGUCGCGCUAACGGAUAAUAUAACUUUAUGCAACUCUUUCGUGUUGUCGGUAAUGUUUUCAUGUGUGUUUAAAUGACAUCUGCUUCAGUUGUGGUCGUGGUGCUCAUCAGAGGCAUAGAAACAAAAUGCUAUUGUACAUUGCACACUAUACUGUACAACACAAUACAAACUUUCUGCUACGUGGUUAAGUAUCUUUAAUUGCUGGAUUACAUGUCGAUUACAUCUAAGUUGUAUAUGGGCAGUCCAGUAUUACUUUA